AGUGGAGAGCGGCCCUAUAAAUGUAAAGAAUGUGGGAAAGCUUUUCCCCGAGCGACAAACCUCAGAACACAUAGAAGAAUCCACAGUGGAGAGAGGCCCUAUGAAUGUAAGGAAUGUGGGAAAGCCUUUCUCCGAGUGACAAACCUCAUAACACAUAGAAGACUCCACAGUGGAGAGAGGCCCUAUGAAUGUAAGGAAUGUGGGAAAGCCUUUCUCCGAGUGACAAACCUCAUAACACAUAAAAGACUCCACAGUGGAGAGAGGCCCUAUGAAUGUAAGGAAUGUGGGAAAGCCUUUAUUCAAUUAGCACACCUCAUAAGACAUAGAAGAAUCCACAGUGGACAGAGACCCCAUGAAUGCAAGGAUUGUGGGAAAUCCUUUCAUCGACUCUCAGCCCUCAUAACACAUAGAAGAAUCCACAGUGGAGAGAGGCCGUAUGAAUGUAAGGAGUGUAGGAAAUUCUUUACUCAAUCGUCAAACCUCACAAGACAUAGAAGAAUCCACAGUGGUGAGAGGCCCUAUGAAUGUAAGGAGUGUGGGAAAUUUUUUAAUCAAUGGUCAAACCUCACAACACAUAGAAGAAUCCACAGUGGAGAGAGACCUUAUAAAUGUAAAGUAUGUGGGAAAGUCUUUGCUCUGCAGAAUUUCAUCUGUGCAACAUCCAGGAAGGCCCACUCUCUGGCACUCACCUUGGUCCACAUCAUUGACGACCGCUGA
This is a messenger RNA of Chrysochloris asiatica (Cape golden mole), 717 nucleotides long. Its product is annotated as zinc finger protein 565-like. The record is from RefSeq and is a predicted model, not a curated record. Gene Ontology annotation, cellular component: nucleus. Gene Ontology annotation, molecular function: DNA-binding transcription factor activity, RNA polymerase II-specific; RNA polymerase II cis-regulatory region sequence-specific DNA binding. Gene Ontology annotation, biological process: central nervous system development; regulation of transcription by RNA polymerase II. The transcript is spliced from 2 exons. The annotation marks the transcript as partial. Lineage: Eukaryota; Metazoa; Chordata; Mammalia; Afrosoricida; Chrysochloridae.